Caenorhabditis auriculariae is the source of this 2473-nucleotide messenger RNA. The record is from the annotation of a GenBank genome assembly. NCBI's taxonomy places the organism in Eukaryota, Metazoa, Nematoda, Chromadorea, Rhabditida, Rhabditidae.
AUGGCGCCGACGGAAUUGUCGCCGAGGUUCCAGCUCGCCCUCCGAAGGACUGUAUUCUACUCAAUCGCCCUUCUGGUUUGGCUCGUCCUCGGCACCGUCCUCUUCCCUAUUCUAACCACUUCCAGUCCGAGAGAGGUUCAUUUAUCGUCAUUUUGGAUCGAGAAUAUCCAAGACAGCUUUUAAAAAGUUCAUGAACUAUUAUUUUCCCUUCCUGCUCUUGACAUUCAUGAACACUUUGAAAUACUAUUUGGGUCUUUUUUUGAAGUUUCAAAGCCAAUAUACAAGGUUGCGUGACUACUCUGUAAUAAAUCUUAGUGCAAAAAACAGAUAGUUGUUAAAUUCUUACAAGUUGUCUUGGAGACAAAUUUCUUGUGCAUUUUAUUUUUUUUAUUCAAGUUUUCAAUUGGAAAAGAGAAAUUGAAAGCUUGUGGGAAGAUUUUUGGAAGGAAGGAACAUUUUCUCAAUUUUCUGAGCCGUUUUUGCCUUCACCUCUGAGCUUUUUUUGAAAAAAAUUGGACUAUGAAAUUUAUUUUGGCUUUAUUCCCUUCACGAAGUACCAAACAAAAAAGAAUAUUGAGGUCGAGAUGAUAAGAGAAUUUCAAAAAAAAAGCGUCUUUAGAGCUUUUUCAAGAACUUCAGCUAAAAAUCGCGGUUUUGAAAUUUCACUCCAUCCUAUUUACUCUCGGAAUUUCCAAGUUUAUCAGAUCAUAUUUUUCAGGAAGACAAUGUCGGAAGCUUAUUCCGGCUUGACGCGAAAAGAUCAGAUCUCUUGAAUGUUCUCUGGGCGGAGACCAUCACAAACUCCGAAGAUGACUGGUCAGAGCUCGCCGAUCAGAAACUUGAGCUUUACGAAAAGGUUGAAUUCAUUCUAUUUCUUUUUUUUGUUACUAGCUCUCGGCUUAUUUUCGCGAGACUCUGAAAAAUAAAUCAAGUUUGAGCUUUCUCAUUUUUCUCGAGGGGUGAAGAAAAACAAGCGGAUGUUCUUUCCAGGCCUUGUUACAACACUACGGGAUUGAUCUCAACCGCGACGAUCGAAAUUUUGCCGCCGGACUUCAGAAAGCUUUUGCUCUUUCUUCCACGAUAGGUAUAUUUUGAAUUCUGAAUUUUUUGCGCACUUAGGAAUCGAAUUUUUGGUUAACAUUUUCAAAACUUUUUGGACGUCCCAUAAAAUUUUUGAUCCGAAUUUUUCGGAGAGCCUUAGGAACUUUUAGCGUAAGGGAGGAGCUGAAAAGAGGAUUUAGAAAUGUUAAUUUUUCAUUUUCGAAUAUCAUAACUCUCUUUUUUCGAUGAAGCGAUGAAAAAACUUUUUCUGAUUUUGUAGCUUUCUAUUUUCGACAAGGGAGUUAAUUUUAUUUUGCGGUUGGGAUUUUUUUUGAAAUUUGGUCAGCACAUUUCUUAACCCACCAGAUUUUAAGCCGGAAAAUCCUGACCUGCACAACUUUUUGGCUUUUCAGAAAUGAGGGCUAAAGUCCGUGAAAAAAGGCCAUUUUGGUACUGAAUCCUCAUAGUUUCAAACGACCUUCCUUGUCAGUUUUCUUUUUUUUCAGGUCCACUAGACGUCGAUGACUUCACCACUACUGGAAAGCUGAUUGCGGUUAUUUACGCCCUCAUUGGUUUUCAAUUUCAAUUAUCUUCUUAUUUCAACAUGUCGAAAUUGUUAAGGUACACCUUUAUUCCUGACAGUAAUCCAUCAAAUUGGUCGGAUGAUAACUUCCUUGUGGCAGGUUUUUUGAAAAUUUUUUUUCGGUUUUCUUGGAAUUUUUUAACUUUAGGGUGUGAAUUUGCUCAUUAGUACGUUCGUCUUCAUUUUCAUUUCCGCGGUCGUUUAUGACAUCAUCGAGGGAGGAAACGAUGACGUGGUAAGUUUUCUUUUUUCUGGCUUUUGGCAGAUUUACGUGCACCCUUUAUGAAAUAUUUUUUUAAUUCAAAAAAACGGAUAAUUCUAAAAAAACAGUUUGUCACUUUUUUUGAUAGCUUCUUUCAGUUUGAUCUCAAUAAAUUAAAAUUCAGCCGUUCCUCGAAGCAAUUUUCUCCAUAUUUCUACAAUUUUCUACAGUCGGAGAAGUUGAUAACGAAUUCCAGUGAGUUAUAUAUUUCAUUUCUUCCAAUUUUCAUUUUCAGCGGAAUCGGCCCUUAUAUCAUUUGUAUUCUCGGCUUAUCAUUGAUGAGCUCCGUUUUUGGAUACAUGCAGCAAAGGAUCGAAAGAUGGAUACAUCCUUUCGAAUACGCCUUCAACAGGUAUAUAUCCUCAAUUUCCUGUUUCUGUAGUUUUUAUAGCGAAUGGAAAGCGAAUGGAUACGGAAUUGGUUGGUUUAGUUGGAAAAGUAUACUAAAGUAGUAGUCCUGCUAACAGUUUUUUGGCUUUUUUAACUUUUCAUUUUUAAUCAAAGUUUUGUUUGACAUCAUCGGUAUGGUUGGAAUAAACAUGAGAUUACCGUUUCCAGAAGCUGCGGGGGCAUUGAAAGAUGGCUGA